This is a messenger RNA of Mytilus trossulus (common blue mussel), 1757 nucleotides long. RefSeq names its product mitochondrial amidoxime-reducing component 1-like. Bases 363 to 1340 code for a protein of 325 amino acids. NCBI's taxonomy places the organism in Eukaryota, Metazoa, Mollusca, Bivalvia, Mytilida, Mytilidae. The record is from RefSeq and is a predicted model, not a curated record. The transcript has 7 exons. Gene Ontology annotation, molecular function: molybdenum ion binding; pyridoxal phosphate binding; catalytic activity.
GACAUAGAGGCAUGAUAACAGGAGACCUAACUUCAAUGUUGUAUAUUAUAUCUAGGACAUAAUAUAUUACGAUAGUUUCAGAUUAUAUAAGAAACCUAUUGAUUGUUCUCGGUGAUAGCGGGAUUUAUAAGUGUAUAGUCAUUACAAGUGACAAUUUCAACUUCGCCGUACGUUUUUAAACUUUCCAAAUGUUUAAUGAACUCGUAAAGAAUUUAUAAUUCCUUACCGCUUGACCUAUUUAUUGUCAGUUCCGGAUUGAACAUAUAAAUAACGUAAAGAAACAGACUGAGUAUCGCAACCUAAAUAUUUUAUCCUAAGAAAAAAUUCUUAUCGGCCAGUUUAUACAAACUUUAGGACUCGCCAUGACAGUUGACGAUCCACUUAAUUUGGUUUUAGCUUUAGCCGCUGCAAGCACAAUUAAAUAUAUUGGUGCAUCUUUGUGGAGGUUAAAGAAACUCGCCAAAUAUGAGUUUGUAGGGAACAUUACUGCAUUGGAUUUAUAUCCUGCUAAAUCAUGUGGAGCAAUUUCUCUACAGUCAGCGAACUGUACCAGAGGUGGAUUGAAGCAUGACGGUGUUACUGACAGACACUGGAUGAUCGUCAGAGAUGACGGUGUAAAAGUCAACAUCCAACAAGAACCGAAAAUGGCACUUAUAACACCAAGCAUUCUUGGCAAUAAGCUUUGCUUUGAUGCGCCUGGAAUGCCAACUCUGGAGUUGGAGAAAAAUCCUAAAGAAGAUCCAUCCAUAUUCAUGGAUUGCAAACCUAGAUAUAAGGCAAUGACAGCAAUGUUUUGUGGAAAAGAAGCCUCGGAAUGGAUUAGUAAAUAUCUAAAUACAAAAGGAUUACACAUCGUGGUAUCCACGGAAAGUAUGGCAAAGCGAGAUGUUAGUGAACUAGCUCCAAGACCAUGGUUAAAUGUACCAGAAACAACCGAUAAAGUGACUUUUUCUGAAGUUUCCAUGUGUAAUAUAGCAUCCGAAAACUCACUGAAAGAUCUGAACAGCCGAUUAGCAAACCCAGUUAGCAUGGGAAACUUUCGACCAAAUAUCAUAAUAAAUGGAUCUCUUGCGUAUGACGAGGACAAUUGGCUGGAGAUGAGAAUUGGUGAAAGUGUAUACAUGCGAAUACUAGAACCAAACCCAAGGUGUUUACUGAUAACUGUCGCCCCGAACGGGAAGAGAGACCCUAACAUCGAGCCAUUGAAAACACUCAGAAAAUUUAGAAAAACAAAACCUUACGGCGAUUCUCCAUUAUUUGGUAUUAACACAGCAAUAGAUAAAGAAGGUAUAAUCAAGAUUGGAGACCCAGUUUAUGUUUUGAGGAAACCAGGCGCAUAGAAUCAUGAUAUGUACAAACAUAUUAACAAUGGAGAAACAUACUUUUCAGACAGUAUUCCCGACAUAUAAUCAAAUGUAUUUUUUUGAGAUAUGCAGACUUAUAGAUUAAAAGUCUACAUUCAAUCAACUUGUAGUGUCAAUUUCAUCUUUUUGCGACAUAACAUGUUAAUGUUGAUUAAAAUUUUUGAAUGUAGUUACAGUAAAUCAAGUCAUGUUAUUUAAACAAAUCCCAUAAAGUAUGGAUCACGGAUUGUGAAAAAUGUAAGAUUUUUUAAAACGAUUAUGUGACAAGGAAACAUUAAUUUUGUGUGAAUAUGAAAAACACUUUAAAUUGACUGUAGAAUCUUAAAAUGUAAUAUUAGAAAAUAGUUUUUAUAAUGUAAUUUCAGAGAGUAGAAAAUUCAAAUAAAAAUUGAG